Messenger RNA from Micropterus salmoides (largemouth bass), 4645 nucleotides. It is a transcript of the gene slc13a4, whose product is annotated as solute carrier family 13 member 4. Gene Ontology annotation, biological process: monoatomic anion transmembrane transport. Gene Ontology annotation, cellular component: membrane. The transcript has 16 exons. NCBI's taxonomy places the organism in Eukaryota, Metazoa, Chordata, Actinopteri, Centrarchiformes, Centrarchidae. The record is from RefSeq and is a predicted model, not a curated record. Bases 34 to 1953 code for a protein of 639 amino acids. Gene Ontology annotation, molecular function: transmembrane transporter activity.
GUGGCCGUUCCGACCCAGAGCCCCGGGUCACCCAUGAGGUUGGAGGCCGCAGCCAGGAUGGAUCUGUUCAGGAAGCUGUGGAAAGCGAGGAAGCUGAUCGUUGUGGUGUUCAUCCCGCUGUCCCUGCUUCCCUUACCGCUCAUCCACCCCACCAGCGAGGCAUGCUGUGCAUACGUGCUGAUGGUGACGGCAGUCUACUGGGUGUCUGAGGCUGUUCCCCUGGGUGCUGCUGCUCUGGUACCCGCCUUCCUCUAUCCCCUGUUUGGGGUACUCAAGUCCAGUGAGGUGGCAGCAGAGUACUGUAAAGACACCACUCUUCUGCUGAUGGGAGUCAUCUGCCUGGCAGCCUCCAUAGAGAAGUGGAACCUUCACAAACGCAUUGCUCUGCGCAUGGUGAUGAUUGCAGGGGCCAAGCCUGGCAUGUUGGUGCUGGGCUUCAUGUGCUGCACAGUGUUUCUGUCCAUGUGGCUCAGCAACACAUCCACUACAGCCAUGGUGAUGCCCAUAGCUGAGGCCGUCCUGCAGCAGCUUAUCUGCACCGGCCUGGCUGACAGUCACAAUGACUCUGAAACUGUGGAGGCCCCUGAGGAUGACAGCGCUGUUUCAGACAAAGAAGAGAACCUGGACAAAAACCAGUUAGAGCUGCUCUAUCGCAACGACAGCAGCGACUGCACUAAACAGGAGCUCUCUACACUAAGUGAGGUACAGACUGGGGAAGUAAAUGGCUUGGGUCUAAUUCCAGUCUCAGACCAGGAUUUCAUCAGACACGCUAAUGGACACCUGCCACAGGUUGCGAUUGAAAUCCCAAACGUGAAGCGGGUGAAGGCCAGGAGAGACUCCCAGUAUCCCACCAAGAGGGAUCACAUGAUCUGUAAAUGCCUGUCGCUCAGCAUCACCUACGCUGCGACCAUCGGCGGUCUCAUCACCAUCACCGGCACGUCAACCAACCUCAUCUUUGCUGAGCAGUUUAACAAUCGUUAUCCAGAUGCGAAGGUGAUAAACUUCGGCACGUGGUUCAUCUUCAGCUUCCCCAUCGCCAUCAUCAUGCUGGUCCUCACCUGGCUCUGGCUGCACUUCCUCUUCCUUGGCUGCAACUUCAGGGAAACGUGCUCGUUGAGUAAGAAGCGCAAAACCAGGAGAGAGAUACUGUCAGAGAAGAGGAUCCAUGAGGAGUACGCAAAACUGGGACCCAUCAGCUACCCAGAGGUGGUGACCGGUGUUUUCUUCAUCCUGAUGACUCUGCUGUGGUUCACCAGAGAGCCUGGUUUUGUGCCCGGCUGGACAUCUCUUUUUGAGAAGAAAGGCUACAGGACUGAUGCAACAGUAUCUGUCCUUCUGGGAUUCCUGCUCUUCCUCAUCCCAGCCAGGCGACCCUUCUCUUCCUCUAGCUAUAGAAACACAGAUGACGAUGACCCACUUGCUCCCAUGAUCACCUGGAAGGACUUCCAGAGACUGAUGCCAUGGGAAAUUGUCAUCCUGGUGGGAGGAGGCUAUGCACUGGCUGCUGGUUGCAAGGUGUCUGGCCUGUCAGUGUGGAUCGGGAGACAGCUGGAGCCCAUGAGUGGUCUUCCUCCCUGGGCCGUCACCCUACUGGCCUGCCUGCUGGUGUCAGCGGUCACAGAGUUUGCCUCUAACCCGGCAACCCUCACCGUCUUCCUACCCAUCCUGUCAGCGCUGUCUGAGACUCUGCGCAUCAACCCCCUCCACACUUUGAUCCCGUCCACCAUGUGCGUGUCGUUCGGGGUCAUGCUUCCAGUGGGGAACCCCCCCAACGCCAUCGUCUUCAGUUACGGCCACGUGCAGAUCAGCGACAUGGUGAAAGCAGGCUUCGGGGUGAACCUGAUCGGCGUGGCGGUGGUUAUGUUGGCCAUCACCACAUGGGGGGUUCCCCUCUUCAACCUGACUGAGUUCCCAGCCUGGGCAGUGGCAAGGAACGUUACCGGGAGUUUAUAACCACCGCUGGGUUAGCGCCUGUGGGAAGAAGAGGGGAUGAAUCACUGAAAGACAGAAAGAGAGAAAGAAAUGGGACAGUGUUUCUGAAGAGAAAGACGACACGAAAGUGACAUACGAUGUGUCAGGAGGAGGUGUUAAGCCCUUCCUUAGACUGAUCAAACUGGACCUGAAGGAGAGAGAAGGCUCGAGAGGAGGAUCGAGAGAAGUGAAAAACAUUAUCCGUUGCUUAGAUAUAAUAAUUAGAGUUAUAUUUUUGUUGGCAAUAAGAGGGCGUUAAGAGGAAUGCAGAAUGCCUUUGCCAAAGUGGCCACUGUAUUGAGCGCUGACCUCCAGCAAAAACAUUUUCUUACCUCUGUUAACAAAGUUUGAUGGAGAUUCUGUUCUCACCGAAUCACUGAAGAUAUUACUAAAAGCUACAAACAUUUUUUUGGUGAUCAAGAACUGAUAUUCUGUUUGAUUUAGAAUAAACAAUGAUAAGUUAGGUUUUUAGCAGCUGCCUUAAAGUGUUUUCAGAGCCACAUCAUGCCAAGUUCUGUGGAUUAGUUGAUGUUUAGGUAGAAAUAAGCUAUAUGGCCAUUGUAGAUCAGCCUCUUUUUACUGCCUGCUUGCUGAACUUCUGCUGCACUUUAAUGUAUUGCUCUCUAACCUGAUCACAUCCAUUGCGACAUGGUGGGCUGGUGACAAGUUUGCUGACAGAAUUUAGUUUUGAUGUACAGUGUAAAAGAAAGCAGCUGACUGCUGUAUUAAAGCAACAGAAAAGCAUGAAAAGAGGCUUCUACUGUGGCCGAUAAUGUACUGUAUACAUAGAGACUUACUGUCAAGCCUUUCAGAUGUACCUUUUCACGAGUGUCUAUAUGACCUCGUUCUAAAGAUAGAAUAGCUUGUAUAUAUUUAGCAACAAAUUGAAAGCUUAUACACUGUCCAUAGGCUUCUUAAUAUCUACCUGACUUUACCAAAGUUUCUGAAGCAGAUUUUGUGCCCCAUCAUACUGUGAACAUUUUGGAGUUUGUUGGCCACAUUUACUCAAAGCUCUUUGUAGUACCGCAAGUGCCUUUACCAUAUUAUUGCCUAUCACACUACACUUUUAACAUGACUGUCUGUGGUGGGAAUCCAAGCUCUAACCCUUACACUGUUAAUGCCUUGCUGUUAAAGAUGGGCUACGCGAUUCUGGAGAAUCCCAUACCAUGAAAGAUACCAUGAUAUAUAGUGAACAACAACACAGUUGUAACGUCAGCUAAGCUGUGGGUUUGUGAACUGUUGCUGCUACAAAGCUAACAUGCAGAGAGGAUGAUACAGUCCCAGAGCCAGCACACCAGCUCCAAACAGCAAUGCUCACAACACCCCUGCUACUAUGGCUAACAUCACAACAAACCGCUUAUAUUGGCAAAUUAUAAAGUAAGCUAAAUGUCUGUGGGCAACUCAUUUAACGUUACCUGACACACACAUCAUGGCUGGAAUGGUGAUGUGCAGCUCGCUCUGACCCACUUUGUUUGUUUCCCGUUUACAGAGCCAGGGCUGUGUACAAACACCAGAUUUUUUUCAGCACACACACAGAACGGACAGACAUAAAGAUGUGUUGUGGAUCAGAAUCACAUACCCCACCUUUAAUCUCAGAGCAGUUCAGGAACUCAGUCCACCACCACCCUACUUAAAUUACGCAGUAGUGUAAUUGCUUUUUACUGUGCUAUUUCUCAGCCAUAUUCUUGUACUUGAUACCAUUACAAUUUUGAGAAUGUAAGCUGUACCGUAUUUAAGGUAUAGAAAGUCCCGGGAUGGUUGACUAAUCCUACCAUCAUGUAUUUUAUACUAACUUGAUUUCUUGUAGCUUGUCCUCAUUUUGCAGUUAUGAACAUAUGUACACUUGAGGUUAGACACGCUCAGAAAUAGUUUCUGAAGUCAUCAAAUCUGAGAUGUGUGCUGGGGUCCUUACUUAUGCCAGUAAUAAUGAUCUUUAAACAUGAAGAUAAAAUUCUGUUAGUCAGCAGGUAAAACACACUUAAACAUCUAUCAAGUAUCACCAGCUACAGUAAUCACAAAUAUAUAUUUUAUGAAAUUUGUUACAUUAGUGUGUUAAUCAACAGAAUGACCAUGUUUGGUAUUUAUUAGUAGUCACCUUGUAGGUGUUACUUUUCUCCUGGCUGGGUAGCACACAAAGAAAUUCAUGUUUGGGAAGGUGAGUACCUCCAAGUUAUUGUUGAACGCAGCAUUCAAAGCUUUAAGGAAGAGAGAAACGGUGAGGUAGCACAGUCUCAUGGUACAGUAGUUUGUUCAAUCAACUGUCAAAUCAUAACUUGUCUGGUUGUGAAAAGGUUUGCACAUAACAUUCACAGUACUGUGUAAAAAUAUAAAAGAUAUGCUUUAUAUUUUUACACAAAUUUUAAAUGUAAUUUGUGGCUUUUUUAUAUUAUUGCAUUAUAAGUUGAGGUGUUCGCGUAGGCAGAAUCAAAAGCCUAAACAAAGCCUUUUCUUUUGUAAUGUAUUCGGUUCUACUGAAGAUUUCAUACAUCUUGAUGGUUUUACAGAAGUGACCUUUGACCCAGGGGCCACACUCCUUUGUAAAUACAUACAGAUUUGUAAUAUAAAGAUAAUGUGCCUUUUGCCUGUUUCUAAAUGAGCUGUAAUAUUCCUACUCAGACAAAAACUAGAGUUAGGAUGAUACAUCAUAUAUGCACAACAAUAAAAACAACUAAAA